Messenger RNA from Pectinophora gossypiella (pink bollworm), 2433 nucleotides. RefSeq lists its product as uncharacterized. The transcript has a single exon. Gene Ontology annotation, molecular function: nucleic acid binding. Gene Ontology annotation, biological process: DNA integration. Lineage: Eukaryota; Metazoa; Arthropoda; Insecta; Lepidoptera; Gelechiidae. The record is from RefSeq and is a predicted model, not a curated record. Bases 554 to 2263 code for a protein of 569 amino acids.
AAAAUUAGAAAGGGAGUGGUUUAAGUUUGUAAAGGAGCUACAGCAAAUGUCAGACAUUGAAAUUCCUAGGUGUGUCUUAAUACCUAACGCAAUUACAAUAGAGUUGCACACAUUUUCAGACUCGUCGCAAGUAGCGUACGCAGCCGCAGUAUAUCUGCGAUCUAUUGAUAAUUCUGGCAAUAUUCUAGUUCGACUGCUCUGUGCUAAAACAAAGGUAGCCCCAGUGAAACCUACCACCAUACCCAGGCUAGAGCUCUGCGGAGCUCUACUGUCAGCUCGCUUAAGCAGCAAAGUGUUAAAGGCACUGCGAGUUAAAAUCGAUAAUUGUUUCCAUUGGACAGACUCGACAAUAGUGUUAGGCUGGUUAAAUUCUGAUCCCCGUGACUUAAAGGCAUUUAUCGCAAAUCUUGUUUCAUAAAUACAAGACCUUACGUCUCAGUCUACGUGGAGACAUGUGCCUGGAGAUAUAAAUCCAGCAGACUUAGCUUCGCGAGGUGUAAGUCCUAAGUCAAUCCAGUUCUCGAAACUGUGGUGGAAUGGACCAUUAUUUUUAAUGAACGAUCAGUUUGAGUGGCCUAAGCAAAUCGCCACAAAAAAUAUAUUUGAUUUACCUGAAAGGAAAGCUUAUUCUAAGGAUAAAUCUACAACUAUACUACUUACUACAGAAACUAAACUACAAUCUAAUUCUACGUCAUGCACUAAAAAUAAUAUUAAUACUACACAAGCAACAGAUCUGAGUGAUGUGGUGAACUUCGAAAGAUUUUCGAGGUUUACUACAUUACAAAGAUCCAUGGCGUAUGUUUUAAGAUUCAUCAAUAACGUACGUAAUAAAACUACUAAGGUUACAGGUACUUUAACUACAGAUGAACUAAAGUCUUCUCUACUGAUGUUAGUUAAACUUCAUCAAAGCAAGUGCUUUUCUAAAGAAAUUAAUAUUUUAUUAAAUAAACAAAACUUACCAGUUUCUUCACACAUUUUGUCUCUCAGUCCUUUUAUUAAUGACAACGACAUCCUCUGUGUAGGUGGGAGAAUUCAAAAUUCACCUGAAACAUAUAAUAAAAAACAUCCGAUUUUACUGGAUUCAACUCAUGUUUUUACAAAAUUACUAUUUUUGCAUUUUCAUAAAAAAUACUUACACUGUGGUCCUCAGCUAUUGCUGAGUAAUAUAAAAAAUGAGUUUUGGCCUUUAAGAGGCAGAAUUCUAGCUAAAGGUACUGUCAAUAAUUGUAAAAUAUGUAAAAUUAUGAAAGAUAAAGCUAUUAAUCCCAUAAUGGGUAACUUACCUGCUCCCAGAGUUACUCCCAGCCCGCCAUUCUUUACUAGUGGUGUUGACUUCGCCGGUCCAUACUUCAUUGUUGAUCGUAAGGGUCGUGGUGCCAAAGUACACAAAUCCUAUUUGUGCCUGUUUGUGUGUUUUGCCACUAAGGCACUUCAUUUGGAGGUAGCAGACGAUCUUUCGACAAAUGCCUUCAUUUUAUGUUUAAGACGUUUCAUAUCCCGUAGAGGAAAGCCCUUUACAUUGUAUUGCGACAACGGGACGAAUUUUGUGGGCACAUGCAACGAACUCGCAACGUUUUUGAGGUCAAGCAAUGAAGAUGUAUCUGCCUUUGCAGCUGACGAAGGUAUUACAUUUAAAUUUUCACCGGCUUACUCUCCACAUUUCGGUGGACUUUGGGAAUCCGCGGUAAAAUCCGCCAAGCAUCACAUCAUUCGAACUCUAGGCAGUCAACAUUUGACUUUUGAGGAGCUAUCGACCCUAUUUAUUCAAAUAGAGGCUAUUCUCAACUCCCGUCCAUUGACUCCUCUCUCUUCUGAUCCUAACGAUUUUGAACCUCUCACUCCCGGGCACUUCCUCAUAGGAAGACCUUUGACGUCGCUACCAUCACCGAGCCUCACUGAUGUCCACAUGCACAGAUUGGAUCGUUACCAACGCAUAGAACAAAUGCGUCAGCUGUUUUGGGAGCGGUGGCGCAACGAAUAUUUAAGCGAACUUCAGCAAAGGACCAAAUGGCGUAUUAAUGAAGAAGGCCUCCGCGAGGGUGAGCUAGUUGUCCUCAAAGAGGAGAACACCCCUCCACUCAAAUGGCGCAUGGGACGGAUCGAGAAGCUUUUCUCAGGUCCUGAUGGUAUACAAAGAGUCGCAGAAGUAAAGACAUCUAGAGGAACACUUCGUCGGGCAGUCCACAGGUUAUGCUGCUUGCCGGACCCCAUCAAUCAAUCAACUCGAACUUCCAUUGUCGUCGAGGGGGGGCAGGAUGUUUGAGCGUGUAUCAGAAUUACAAUCUGUCAAAGUGACGUCUACCUGUCAAGAGGAAGGGGCCGGCACUGCGUUUUCCGUCAUUGACGAAGCUGUAUUAAAUUUUGUAAUUUCAUUAUAAUAAAAGUAUAUAAACAGUUGAAACAACACUGAUUCAUUGAAGAGCACCAUUCCAU